AUGAAGAAGAAAUUAAAUAAAAUGAACAUAAAUAAGGCAAUAAUAUUCUUUUUCUUAACCUUUAUAUUAGUAAAUAGUGCAAAAAAAAAGAAUAUAGUUUAUAAAUCCAAUAGCAAGGACAUUUAUGAACUUAGAAUGCAAAGAAUUAACUAAAAUAAUACUAUAAAUGUUGGAUAAAUAGUGACAUCGAUAGCUUCGUGUGAUUCAUACCAUCGUAAUGUAUUUCAUAAUAGUACUUGGUCAACUUUAAUGUGCUUUGAAAGAGAUUUAUCAUAUCAAAUUUCAGCUUCAACAGCAAAGCCAAAGCAGAAAAAUCAAGAAUUCCUAAAUUUAGAAAUAAAUAUAAAUAGCCCUUGGAGCUGGAUAGCUGGAUUUGAUUGUAUGGAGUGUUCAUAAGAGUUAGAUAGUUAUACUUAUUAAAGUCUUUCUUAGGUAUAGUGCGAAGAGAAAUGCGAAAUAUCUAAAGUUAAUAAACUAUCUAAAUUUAAUCCUUUCAAAAUCAACUAAAACUAGGAGCUAAGCAAGAAUGGAGGUAAGAAAGCAGCAAUAACUACAUAAGAUAGUGGCAUAUAUGGAAUCUUUCUAAAUUAUAUGAUUUCAUUUAUAGCAUAUAAUCCUAAUAGAAAUAUAACAAUCAAAGAUACUGUCAAAGAGAAACUUUCAUUUGGAUCAUAUAAUGCUUUAGAAGAUCUUACCACAGUCAAAAAGCUUAAAGUUUUGCAUGCUCAAAAGCUUUCUAACAUUUAAUAAAUAGCAGGACAAGGUUCGAUAGGACUUGGUAGAUUAGAUAUUGAAUUCGAUAGCAAAAAUAUAGAACCAGAAACUCAUUUUUUGAAGUAGUUGAUUGAAAGCGUUGAUGUUGAAGAAUAAGGAGAUAUGGUCUUUGGAAUUUAUAUAAAUAGAUAAAAUAAAGAAAUUUAAGAUUUUGCUUUAACAUUAGGGGGAUAUAAUGCUGAAUACUCUAGUGAAGUGGAUAUAGAAAAAUACUUUGUUGAUUUAAGAAUUAAUAAAAAAAAGAGCAAUUAUCAAUAUAUACUUCCAUUAAACUCUAUUAAUGUUUUAGGCGAAUCAUUUUAAUUCACUGAAGCAUAUAUCACUCUUAGCAGUUCCUUUUUAAUAAUACCUUUUGAAAUUCUGACCAAGAUAGUUAGCUAUAUGAAUAGCAAUUAUUCUAUGGGUUGCUCAAUAGUGGAUAAAAAAUACUUAAUGGUUUUCUGUACUGAUAUUGUGCCAAGAGUCUUUAAUGAUAAGGAAGUUAAUUUUUAAUUUGAUAAUCUAGCAAUCAGUAUACCUUUUAAAGAUUUUUUGCAUGUUUGUAAGCAUGAUAAAAUAGCCUUAUUCAAUCAAGAUAUCUCCUAAUCAGUAUCUAAUUAAUGUAUUUUAAAUAUUGCAUCAUCUCCUGAUAAUAAAGUUAUCCUAGGUGAAGUUUUUUUAAAUAAAAGAUACACAAUCUUUGAUAUAUAAAAUAAUCGUAUUGGAUUUCUUCCACCUCAGACAGUAAAUUUCUUCAGUGACGAAAAUGAAAAAAGAGCUUUUGUAGAUCUUCUCAUGAAAAUAGUAACAUUUAUAUUUAUAGCUGGAAUAGUAGCUCUUUAUUUUAUGAACACCAUUUGGAAGAUUUUAAAAUCUUUCUUGAAUUAUCUAGGAAAGUUAAUUGACAUUUAAAAACUUCCUGCAACAAAUAAAUACUCUUCUACAUAAAAUUAGUAAUUCUAGUAAAUUAGUCAAACGGAGGGUAUUGAGAUCUAAAACAAUAGCUUAAACUAUUCAUUUGACAAUAAGUUUAAUGUUAGUGAUAAAAACCAUCCAGUAGUGGUUCCUGCAAAUGUUAUUCCAUCUUUUAAAUUACAUCCUUAAAAACGAAAGAUUUUUGAAACAAAAAUUCAAAAACCAUAAAACAACCCAAACAAUUAAUAACAAAAGGAAUAAAAUAAUUUGAUAGACGAUAAUUCACCUAAAUUAGAGAAUAUCGAUUUGUUAUGA
This is a messenger RNA of Tetrahymena thermophila SB210, 1983 nucleotides long. RefSeq names its product eukaryotic aspartyl protease. The record is from RefSeq and is a predicted model, not a curated record. The transcript is spliced from 3 exons. Gene Ontology annotation, biological process: proteolysis. Gene Ontology annotation, molecular function: aspartic-type endopeptidase activity. Lineage: Eukaryota; Ciliophora; Oligohymenophorea; Hymenostomatida; Tetrahymenidae.